AUGCGCGUAGCUGCAUAUUUUUUAGAUGAACCUGAUCUAACCGCAAGACAACGGCGGUUGACCGCGAUUUUCUUCUUGAUCCUUCCUGCUGGUGCAAUUCUUGAGCAUCUCUCCAUCGUGUUCGGUGAUUACUCGCGACGCUUCCGUCACUCCAUGUCACCUCAUUUAUGUGUAGGCGUGUGUAUGUGGGAGGUCACUGGGCAGAUGUGA
Protopolystoma xenopodis is the source of this 210-nucleotide messenger RNA. The record is from the annotation of a GenBank genome assembly. Lineage: Eukaryota; Metazoa; Platyhelminthes; Monogenea; Polystomatidea; Polystomatidae.